UAGCUCUCUUUGUUCUGGCAGCCAUUUUCGACUGAUUGUGUGAAAACACAGUCAGAGAAUCCGUUUCCAUCUUGCGAGAAGGGACGGUUUUGGAAAUAAUCCAUCAUGUUUUCUUUACUACGGAAAUUUCUUUUUCUGUUUCUUUUAGUUUUACCGGCAUCGCUUGUCCUGGUCGGCAAUGAUGUGUGUGUAAUGGCGCGAGAAGAUGAAGUGGAAAACGAGCAGGAGGUCGCGCAACCGACUGAAGCUGAUGCUACAGAGGCUUCUGUUGACGAGGAAUAUGUUGAAGAUGUUGGUGACGAUGUGGACGAUGGAAAGGUUGACACUGAGGAAGAAGAAGAGGAAGACAAAGAAGACAGUCCUGCUCCAACAGACUCUAAAACUGAUGCUGAAGCAAGUGAAGAGGAAGAAGAAAAAGAAGAAACUCCCAAGCCAUCUCCAGAUGCUGAUACAGUGAUUCUCUUUACCAAACCCUCUAACCAAGAAUUUCCUGCUGGUGAAGUGAUCAAGUGUCUCAUUGGUCUGGGAAAUAAUGGCAAGAAUGAUUUCAUUGUGGAACUUGUUGAAGCAUCUCUAAGGUACCCUCAAGAUUACACAUACUACAUUCAAAAUUUCACUGGAUUCCAGUAUAACACAGUUGUACAGCCAGGCAGUCAGGCUUCUUUUGAAUAUGCGUUCAAGCCUCAUGAAUCUUUUGGAGGACGCCCAUUUGGUCUAACUAUUAACUUGGCAUACAAGGAUUCGGAAGGCAAGCCAUUCAUGGAUGCAGUGUUCAAUGAAACAAUUAACAUUACAGAAAGUGACGAAGGAAUUGAUGGUGAAACUUUCUUCCUGUAUGUGUUCUUGGUAGCGGUUGCUCUGUUGUUGGUCAUGGCUGGCCACUAUGCCUUGACUUCUGUGAAGGUAAACUGAGAGCUUGCAUUUAAC
This is a messenger RNA of Orbicella faveolata, 927 nucleotides long. RefSeq names its product translocon-associated protein subunit alpha-like. Gene Ontology annotation, cellular component: endoplasmic reticulum membrane; endoplasmic reticulum. NCBI's taxonomy places the organism in Eukaryota, Metazoa, Cnidaria, Anthozoa, Scleractinia, Merulinidae. The record is from RefSeq and is a predicted model, not a curated record.